Molecule: messenger RNA, 1269 nt
Organism: Lasiodiplodia theobromae
Lineage: Eukaryota; Fungi; Ascomycota; Dothideomycetes; Botryosphaeriales; Botryosphaeriaceae
Product: UbiA prenyltransferase family
Exons: 1
Coding region: 1-1269 (422 amino acids)
Biological process (GO): ubiquinone biosynthetic process
Cellular component (GO): mitochondrial inner membrane
Molecular function (GO): 4-hydroxybenzoate polyprenyltransferase activity
Source: RefSeq, a predicted model, not a curated record
AUGCUGCUGCUACAGACUUUACAACGCGGUAGCCGGCAUGGAUUACAAAGGACAUCUGGUAGCCUCACUUUCCGCACCUCAACAUCUCAUCUCCGGACAACGCCGGCAAGACCUCUGAGCUUCGCAAAUGCCCAGCAUCUUCAGAAGAGACUAGCGAAUGGCCAACCCAGCCGGAUACCAGCUCGCAUACUCCACACCACCAGCGUUCUUACGCAGCAAGCGCAGACAGCUUCAGCAACAGCCACACUCCAAACUUCCACACCUCAACUCUCCGCCUAUCAGCCGCCCACCACGGGGCUGCUCUCCUACUUGCCUUCGUCCUUCGUCCCCUAUGCGGAGCUGGUUCGACUCGACAAGCCGGUGGGCACGUACUACCUCUUCUUCCCCUGCCUCUUCAGCACUCUCCUCGCAGCGCCUCUCGCAACCCCAAUCGCAGCCCCAACCGCCGUCCUUGGAACUUCGCUCCUCUUCCUGACCGGCGCGCUCGUCAUGCGCGGCGCCGGCUGCACCAUCAACGACCUCUGGGACCGCAACCUCGACCCGCACGUCGCCCGCACGCGUCUCCGGCCCAUCGCCCGCGGCGCCGUGAGCCCGCAGUCGGCCGUGGUCUUCACCGGCGCGCAGCUGCUGACGGGACUCGCCGUGCUCCUGCAAUUCCCGCAGCCAUCCUGCUUCUUCUACGGAGCGCCCAGCCUCUUCUUCGUCGCGACCUACCCGCUCGCCAAGCGCGUGACGUACUACCCGCAGGCUGUGCUGGGUCUGACCUUCUCGUGGGGCGCCAUGAUGGGCUUUCCGGCGCUGCACGUCGAUCUCCUGAGCGACUCCGUUGCCGCGACUGCCGCCGGUUGCCUGUACGCCAGCUGCGUGGCGUGGACGGUGCUGUAUGACAUGAUCUACGCACACAUGGACAUCCGCGACGAUGUUAAGGCUGGCAUUAAGAGCAUUGCCCUUGCCCAUGAGAAAAAUACUAAGGCUGUGUUGUCUGGUCUGGCCGCCGUGCAGGUCGCCCUGCUGGCUACCGCUGGCUCGGUCGUUGGCGCGGGCCCGGUCUUCUUCGUCGGCAGCGUGGGCGGCGCUGUGGCGACGCUGGGGGCGAUGAUCUGGAGGGUCAAGUUGAAGAGCGUAGCGGAUUGUUGGUGGUGGUUUAGGAACGGGUGCUGGAUGACUGGAGGCGCUAUUUCGGCAGGAUUGCUGGGCGAGUACCUUGCACAGCUGUUUGGAUGGUAUGGAGAUGAUGUGGAGGAGAAAAAGGAGGUAUUGUCGGCAUAA